Messenger RNA from Aspergillus aculeatinus CBS 121060, 1017 nucleotides. RefSeq lists its product as uncharacterized. The transcript has a single exon. The record is from RefSeq and is a predicted model, not a curated record. Lineage: Eukaryota; Fungi; Ascomycota; Eurotiomycetes; Eurotiales; Aspergillaceae. The annotation marks the transcript as partial.
CUAAGCGUUAUUGAGCCGGCCGUCUACCAUGCCCUCGUAGCCCUAAGUGCCAUCAAUCACCAGGUGCAUGAAGCGGGGAUUGCAAUCCCCGGACAGUCGCUGCGUAGUAAAUGGCAUCAUUUCGCCCUGGAGCAGUCGCUGCGCUCAUUCACUCUUCUGAAGCACCGGCCUGCCUCCCAAGAUCCACGUCUCCGCCAGGUGAUUCUGGUCUGCUGCCUGCUCUUCGUGCUGAUCGAGCUGGCGUCCGCCCGCUACGACGACGCCAACACGCACCUCCAAGCGGGGCUGAAAAUUCUCAACGAGGGGGCACCGUCUUCUUUACCCAUAGACCCAGCUCUCUCCGACGCCUUCCUCUACCUGGAAUCACACUCGGCGUUUCACGGAGUCCACCAGCCCUUCCGCGAGCUGGACGCCCAAUUCGCCCGUCUCGAAACCUUCGAAUCCCAGCUCCGCCCAUUUCGGAGCGUCAAGCAGGCACGUCAAGCCCUGAACCCUCUCGUGCCUACCAUCUUCCGCCUCCUCGAGCGGUGCUGGAGCCUGUCCGAGACCGACCUCGCACUCCAAUACGGCAUCCUGCAACCCAAACAACAGCGCCUGCUAUCCUGUCUGACCCAAGUCAGAACCUACUUCGACGACCUACUGCCAACUUAUCCCCACUUCACCGACCGCGAGCGGCGCUCCGCAGACGUGGUGGUACUGGGCCUGCUCACUUUCACUUUAUCCCUCAAAGCCUGCCUGCACGCCCCGUGGGAUCCCGCAUUACACCCACUACGCCCGGAAUUUGAGGAUCUGAUGGCGAAGACUGUGGCCCUGAACGCUAAAUUGGGGACGCGCCCGCAGUUUACCCCCGAUGGGAUCCUGUGCGCUGCCCUGAGCUUCCUGGCGCUGCGAUGUCCGGAUUACCGCAUUCGUCUGCAGGCCAUCGCUGCACUACGCGCGUCUCCCCGCGCAGAAGGGUAUUAUAACGGACUGGUGGUGGCGGAAUUCGCCAUCAGUGGGUUGAAGCUCGAGUUGACC